ACGACGUGUGCGAGUUCCUGUGGAGAUGGACGAGGGUACCUCUACAUCUGGAUCGAGGAGUCGUCUGGCUUGGGUAUCUUCUUCCCGCCAGCGAGAGGAGGAGGAGGAGGUGGCAGUGCCAUACCACGAGGCGGAGGAGGUACCGGAUGUUGACCCUCCACUCGGGGAGGAGGAUGAGCAGGAGGAGGGCUUCCCGGGAGGGCCCAGUGACACUUCAGUGCUGCUUACCUACCGCGAUCACGUCGCUCGGCGUAUCUGGGAGGGAGAGGAGAGAGAGCCGUUGAAAAUGGUGAACCAUGCCCGGAAUAUUUUCAGUCUGUUUAAACCGACUGCCGAGUGGUUUAACGACGCGGUGAGAGCUUCAGGGCUUAGUGGGCUCUGCAUGACGGGGUAUUCCAUCAUCAGCCACGGCAUGCAGGGGGCCUUUAUGGAGCGGUGGCACAAGGAGACGUCUUCUUUCCACUUACCGGUUGGGGAGAUGACGAUCAUCUUGCAUGAUGUGCAGUGUCUUCUCCACCUGCCGAUCAGGGGGGCGCUGUUGACCCACUUCCGGAUCUAGAGGAUCGAAGCCACAGAGUGGAUGGCGCUAUAUUUGGGUAUGGAGCCCGAAGUUGCUGACUAUGAGUGCAUCACGACAUUUGGGCCUCAUAUCCGGUUCACCAUACUGAGCCGCUAUUUCGAGAACCACCCGGUGGCGGCGGCCAAGGCCGAGGAUGCGGGUGACGAGCUAUUUACACAUUAUCACCGUGGCUGCGCUCUCCGGUGCUGGUACAUGCAUGUGGUAGGCGUUGCGAUCUUUGUGGACAAGAGUGCGAGGUACGUCGACGUGACCUACCUCCACUACUUCAUGGACUUGACCACCGUUCACCAGUGGAACUGAGGAGCAGCUACUCUGGCAUACCUAUACCAGAAGCUGAAUGAGGCCUCCAACGGGAGGACGAGGCAGUUGA
This is a messenger RNA of Vicia villosa (hairy vetch), 950 nucleotides long. RefSeq names its product protein MAIN-LIKE 1-like. The transcript has 2 exons. The coding region runs from base 26 to 559 and encodes 177 amino acids. NCBI's taxonomy places the organism in Eukaryota, Viridiplantae, Streptophyta, Magnoliopsida, Fabales, Fabaceae. The record is from RefSeq and is a predicted model, not a curated record.